AUGGGUUACCCACGAAGUAAAGUCUUUACUCGCACCAAAAGUGGAUGUCUCACCUGCAGAGAGCGUCGAAAGAAAUGUGACGAGCUCAAGCCCACUUGCACAGGCUGCGCCCGCAAUUUCAUCCGUUGUAGUUGGCCUGUCCCUCGGGAUAUGCAACAGAACUCACCACCGUCGAGGCCAGUGCCCGCAUCAACUAGGGGGAUUGAUUGUAAAAAAGACAGUGAUUCCGGCCUCCUCCUUCCUCCUUCCCUCGUCAGCAGCAGCAGUAGCAGCAGCAGUGAUACUGCAGACACAGGUCGCUUCUUCGACGAGAACUUGUCGUCACAGGAAUCCGUCUCGCCUGUUAUCAGCGUUGUCGAUGUCGAGUCCGGUGAUGAAGAUGAACACACCGCAGCCAUAAUCAGAUGGCACCCAAUCCAGUCGUCAUUCAUAAGCGCAGAGCGAGCUAUUGUUCAAACCUCCAGCUCCGCUCUCUUGCUUCAGCACUACCUGGAGGAGACGUCCACGUUCUUGGUGGCGAAACCUCUCUCCAGCAACCCUUUUAUCACUGUGGUCUUGCCUCUGGCAUGGUCUGAUGAUCUGCUCAUGCACUCUGUGUUGACCUUGAGUGGGGUGCAUCUCAGCCAUACAACAGGGGGAAAUUUGGACAUUCAACUUGCCACACGCCAGCAUUAUUCUCUUCUCUUGCAGAAUCUUCGGUCAGUAUUUGCCGGUGAGUCUGCUCACCAGGAUGUUCAAAGAACUCUCCGUCUGCUAUUAGUCUUGGCUGUUGUUUGUCAUAUUGAGGCCAUUUCCGGUGAGCCACACGGUGGCAUCUUCCCACAUUUGAGGGCCAGCCGCCAACUUGUCCUAAAGCUUCUCAAGGAGCCUCGCCAAAAGAUGUGCGGCGACGUCAAAUUCAUCCAAGGCUUUGCCCUCGAAGUAUAUUUCUAUCUUGUCCUGGUCAACAGUAUAACGCCGUACGGUCGAGACGAAACUCGCGCCAUCCCAUUCGACUCAGUUUUCACCUCCUUCGACUUUUUGAAGGAGUACGAUUCUUUUGGCGUCUUCUUCAGUUGUGGGCAAGGUCUCUUCGAGUUGAUCCCUAAAAUUUCCAUGCUAGCGAUGCAUAGGCUCGCCGAAGAAGAGUCCGUGGAGAGCAGCGCGAGCGCGGAAACAAGGGUCGAUUACGUUAGACUGGUGGAGACACUAAUGGAAUGGCAAACACCGCCCGUGGCCUCGGAGAUGAUUGAAUGGGAAGCGGAGCAUAUUGCAACAGGAGAGAUAUAUCGGCAAGCUCUCUUGGCUUUUAUAAAAGCGUCCAUGUGUGGUUCCGUUGUCAACAAUCCCAAGGUCAUUGUGGCAAUCCAGCGCCACCUUGAUACUGCACUCCCCCUAUUCCCGCUCGUUAUGCUGUCGCCCUUUCAUACCUUAUUGCUGUGGCCGGUCAUGAUACUUGGCUCUUGCAUGAUCUGCGAGCACCAGCGCAAAGACUUCAUUUACAAUUUGCAUCAUGAAUCAAGGAUCAACGUACGUCAGGUGAGAGAAGCCGCCAAUCUCUUGGAAUAUCUCUGGAACGACGAGGAUAAAUGCAGUUAUGGUCCGUACGGGCUAUAUCUAGUCAUGAGGAAACACCACAUCAAUUUCAGCAUGGCUUAGGCUGGUAACAAUUAUUCCCUACGAGGAGAUGUCGACGGUGGAAUUCCCAUGUAAAGCCUUCUGAAUGGCAUGACAGACUUGUAGCGCUUCCAAUCCAGCUCUACCGUCACAAUUAGCUGACUCCUGGCCGCGAAUAACCUGAACAAAGUGGUCGAGCUGCCUCUCAAAAGGCACGCGCGGGUCCGAGUCGAUUUCCAGCUUUUGGCGCCGAAUUGACUCGAACCAACUCGGCUCUACAGUCGCGGCGUAGUUGGAGAGAGUCAUGUCAGGGAUACUCAAAGUCCCACGGGUGCCGAAGACUCUGUAGAUGUCAACCUCAUCGUCG
Messenger RNA from Exophiala oligosperma, 1963 nucleotides. RefSeq lists its product as uncharacterized. The transcript has 2 exons. The coding region runs from base 1 to 1638 and encodes 545 amino acids. Lineage: Eukaryota; Fungi; Ascomycota; Eurotiomycetes; Chaetothyriales; Herpotrichiellaceae. Gene Ontology annotation, molecular function: DNA-binding transcription factor activity, RNA polymerase II-specific; transcription cis-regulatory region binding; zinc ion binding. Gene Ontology annotation, cellular component: nucleus. The record is from RefSeq and is a predicted model, not a curated record. Gene Ontology annotation, biological process: positive regulation of transcription by RNA polymerase II.